AUGGUCGUCGACCCUCAAUCGUUAAAAAGUUACGGCCAUGCCGCCGCUGGCCAUGCUGGCACCAUGUCAGAUGAGGAUGGCAAGCUCUUCAUCAAGCCCUGCGUCCAGGCCGAGAUCGACUUCUAUGAGACCGCCAAGCGCGACCACCCCGAGCUCUCUGAUCUGAUGCCCGAAUACAUGGGCACCCUUUCGCUGAGCACCCUCGACGAGGCAAGCGAGGCUGUCGCGGUCGUCGUGUCCGACAACGACAACGUCAAGACCGACAAGGACCAGAUCGCCGCCGCCGUCAGCAAGCAGAUUUCCGCGGGCAACGCCGCCCCCGAGACGGCCCCUGCCGCAGAGAACGAAUGGGUUCCUACCAAGGGUGGCAAGAUCAGCACAAACAAGGCUGUCGUCUUGGUGAACAACACAUACGGCUUCAAGAAGCCCAAUAUCCUCGAUGUCAAGCUUGGUGUGCGCCUGUGGGCGGACGACGCCCCAGAGAAGAAGAAGGUCAAGUUUGACAAGAUCUCGGAGGAGACGACGCAUCGCAACUUCGGCUUCAGAAUUGCUGGCAUGCGCAUGUACAAGGGUUCCGACAACCCAGCCGACUUGGACGACGAAGACUACCGAGUAUAUGAUAAGGACUACGGACGCUUCUCCGUCAACGACGACAACCUGGUCUCCGAGUUCCGCCACUUCGUCUUCAAUAAGAACGCCGGAAUCGACAAGACGCUGGGCCAGGCCGUCUGCAAGGCCUUCGUCCAGACAGUCGACAACGUUGAGGAGGUUCUCAGUCAGAACGAGACCCGCAUGUACUCUGCCUCUCUCCUCUUCGUCUUCGAGGGCGACGGCAGGGCCCUCCGCAGUGCCAUUGAGAAGAACAAUUCCAUCGUCGAUAGCGUUUCCGACAGGCUCCUAACAACUAAGCGUGUGGACAGCGGAAUCGCCAUCGAGGACGAGUCCGACGACGAUCUAUUAGAGAACGCGGUGAACUCGCUUCCCCCCAUCUUCUCAGUCAAGCUGAUCGACUUCGCACAUGCCACAUGGGUGCCUGGGCAGGGCCCAGACGAGAACAUGCUCAAGGGUGUGCGCAGCGUCCGCGAUAUCUUCCAAACUCUGGCAACCGAGUAA
This is a messenger RNA of Clonostachys rhizophaga, 1113 nucleotides long. NCBI's taxonomy places the organism in Eukaryota, Fungi, Ascomycota, Sordariomycetes, Hypocreales, Bionectriaceae. The record is from the annotation of a GenBank genome assembly.